Messenger RNA from Balaenoptera acutorostrata (minke whale), 4024 nucleotides. RefSeq names its product G-patch domain containing 1 (gene GPATCH1). The transcript has 19 exons. The record is from RefSeq and is a predicted model, not a curated record. Gene Ontology annotation, biological process: mRNA processing. NCBI's taxonomy places the organism in Eukaryota, Metazoa, Chordata, Mammalia, Artiodactyla, Balaenopteridae. Bases 186 to 2813 code for a protein of 875 amino acids. Gene Ontology annotation, molecular function: RNA binding. Gene Ontology annotation, cellular component: nucleus.
CGCCUCCCACAGGACGGGUUUGAGAACCACCCGGCGCAGAUCCGAGAGAGGCUUGCCGGGCGGGGUGAGCACUUUCCGUCACCUGCGCUUAGAGCUUCGCUGCGGUUCGCGGAGAUUAAAGCGCGGAAGGCAUUUUGCCCAUUGAGGCCUCCGUAGCGAGGGGGCGAGGCCCGGAAGGGAGCAGGAUGGCGGCGCUGGAUGGAGACAGUGACGAGGAUUUGGUCAGCUAUGGGACGGGCCUGGAGCUGCUGGAAGAAGGCGAGAGACCAAAGAAACCAAUUCCUCUUCAGGAUCAGACUGUCCGAGACGAAAAAGGAAGGUAUAAACGAUUUCAUGGAGCCUUCAGUGGAGGUUUCUCUGCUGGUUACUUCAACACCGUUGGCUCAAAAGAAGGAUGGACACCCUCUUCCUUUGUGUCUUCACGACAGAACAGAGCAGACAAAUCUGUUUUUGGUCCCGAAGAUUUUAUGGAUGAAGAGGAUCUUAGUGAAUUUGGGAUAGCACCUAAAGCGAUUGUUACCACAGAUGAUUUUGCUUCUAAAACCAAAGAUCGAAUACGAGAAAAGGCCAGGCAGUUAGCAGCGGCUACUGCCCCUAUUCCUGGCGCCACUUUGCUUGAUGACUUCAUAACACCAGCGAAGCUAUCUGUUGGUUUUGAAUUGCUAAGAAAAAUGGGUUGGAAGGAAGGACAAGGAAUUGGUCCUCGAGUAAAGAGAAGACCACGCCGACAGAAACCUGAUCCUGGUGUAAAAAUCUAUGGCUGCGCAUUACCCCCUGGAGGCUCUGAAGGAUCUGAGGAUGAAGAUGAUGACUACUUGCCAGAAAAUGUGACCUUUGCACCCAAAGAUGUCACACCUGUGGAUUUCACACCUAAAGAUAAUGUACAUGGACUGGCUUACAAGGGCCUGGAUCCCCACCAAGCACUGUUUGGAACUUCAGGAGAACAUGUUAAUCUUUUUAGUGGUGGACCCGAGGGCGCCAACAAUCUUCUUGGAGAUGUUGGAGUGAAUAAAGGAAGAAAAUUGGGAAUUUCAGGCCAGGCUUUUGGUGUAGGUGCCCUGGAAGAGGAAGACGAUGAUAUCUACGCCACGGAAACUCUAUCCAAGUAUGAUACCAUCUUGAAGGAUGAGGAGCCUGGAGACGGACUCUAUGGCUGGACAGCACCCAGGCAAUAUAAAAAUCAGAAAGAAUCAGAGAAAGAGCUUCGCUACGUUGGCAAAAUUUUGGAUGGAUUCUCCUUGGCUUCUAAACCUUUAUCUUCUAAGAAAAUCUAUCCACCACCCGAAUUGCCAAGAGACUAUCGACCAGUGCAUUAUUUCAGACCUCUUGUGGCUGCAACCUCAGAGAACUCCCACUUACUUCAGGUAUUAUCAGAGUCAGCUGGAAAGCCAACACAUGACCCAGGGACACAUAGUAGGCACCAACUGAAUGCCUCCAAGCGGGGAGAGUUGCUAGGAGAAACGCCUAUUCAAGGGGCACCUACUUCAGUGUUAGAAUUUCUGUCCGAAAAAGAUAAAGAGAGACUCAAAGAAAUGAAGCAGGCAACUGACCUUAAAGCAGCUCAACUCAAGGCCAGGAGUCUGGCCCAGAAUGCCUCUAGCAGCAGACCCCAGCCCUCCUCUCCAGACGUCGGACACUGCUCUUGGCACGUGGCAUUGAGUGGUGGCACAGCCCCCGUAAGAGCCAGCAACUUCAAACCUUUCGCAAAGGAGCCAGAAAAGCAAAAACGAUAUGAAGAGUUUUUAGUAAAUGUGAAACGGGGUCAGAAAGAUGCUCUGGAAUGUUGUCUUGAUCCCACUAUGACAGAGUGGGAGCGACGCCGUGAGCGGGAUGAGUUUGCUCAGGCAGCCCUGCUGUAUGUGUCUUCCCAUUCGACCUUGUCCUCCCGGUUCACUCAUGCCAAGAUGGAAGACGAUUCAGAUCAGGUGGAAGUCCCUCGGGACCAAGAGAAUGACGUCAGUGACAAGCAGUCAGCUGUGAAGAUGAAGCUGUUUGGGAAGCUUACCCGAGACACAUUUGAGUGGCACCCUGACAAGCUUCUGUGUAAGAGGUUUAAUGUCCCUGACCCAUAUCCAAGUUCAACUUUAGUUGGCUUACCAAGAGUGAAACGUGACAAAUACUCAGUCUUCAACUUUCUGACAGUCCCAGAGACAGCUUCCUCACCUGCAACUCUAGCAUCAAGUGAAAAAGUUCCACAGCACCAAGGUCCCGACAAAUCAAGAAAACCAUCCAGAUGGGAUACAUCUAAACAAGAAAAGAAAGACGAUUCCAUUAGUGAAUUUUUAAGUCUGGCUAGAUCAAAAGUUGGUCCACCUAAACAAGAGUCCAGUCCAUUAGUAAACAAAGAGGAAGAGCAUACAGUGGAAUCAGUCUCAGAUAAGGUAAACAAAGGUGUGGAUUCACAGACUGAAGGAGAGGGUAGCCGCCCAUCCAUGGACUUAUUCAAAGCCAUCUUUGCCAGCUCCUCAGAUGAAAAGUCUUCAUCCUCUGAGGAUGAGCAGGGCGACAGUGAGGAUGAUCAGGAGGGUACCCGGGAAGCCGACGUCAAAGGUUCCCAAGAGACUGACUUGGUGGAGACGUUAUCUGUGGCACAAGCUAGCGAGCCAGCACCCCAGGAGCCCGCACCCUUCUUCCCGAUUCAGAAGAUACAGAUAGAUGAAAGAGAGGAGUUCGGCCCGCAGCUGCCUCCCGUGUUCUGCGCCAAUGCUCGUCAGAAACUUGAGGCACCUCUCAAAGAGAAACAUAAAAAGAACAAAGAAAAGCACAAGACCAAGAAAGAGCACAGACGGAAGAAAGAGAAGGAUCUUCCCUGACCAGAGAUCGAACAUGUGCCCCCUGCCGUGAAGCACCGAGUCUAACCACUGGACUGCCAGGGAAGUCCUGUUUUUCUUUUAGACAGAAUAUUUUAAUUUAUUCAGUUGUAUUUAAAAUUUUUUUUCUUAUUCAUGAACAUUAAAAAGUAGGAAAAAAGGACAUUUAAAUAUCUUAGAGUUGAGAAUUCCCUGGUGGUCCAGUGGUUAGGACGCUGGGAUUUCACUAUGGGGGCCAGGUUCGAUCCCUGGUCGGGGAACUAAGAUCCCACAAGUUGCUCGGCCAAAAAAAUAAAUUAAAUAAAUAAAUAAAUAAAUAUCUUAGAGUAAUGGUUGAGUAUUAAAUAACAGAAUAGUUAAUUACUGUUUAAUAAAACAAUUGUUUUUAAUAACAUAAUUAUUUAGAUAAUGAAUAAAAGCAUUUGAUAUUGAUUAUCGUUCAAUAUUAAAGGAAGGUAUUAGUUUGAACAUUUCUCAACUACUUUGUCAUCAUUACAAAUAGAGAUUUGGGUCUGUAGCUUGCCGUUUGAAGUGAUGGACACUAAAGAACACUGUUGACACCGCUGUCUCAACAUCCGUGUCUUCUUUUGAGUUAUGGCACAGGCUUUUAAUUCAGUUAAUGUUAGUGCUGGGUACCCACAGUGAUCUGGGUAGUAGUAGAAUUGAUUAGAAACAGUUCCUCUUUUGGCUACCAGAAAAAAGGAUUCUUGAGCAUGGAAGGUAAGAGAAGUUCCCCUGGAGUGAAAGGAAAGAAACUGGUGCUGACAGAUUUGAAAACCAAACUCACGUGUUUCUCACCGGCACAGUAUGUGCUGUUCUCUGACCUUCUACCAGUUUCUUCUUUGUGCUUUUCCAGGGAGCUUGUCACCCUGAUAUGUGGUUUGUCACAUACGGCUAACAAAAUGGGGCAGGCAGGUUCACGGGAGGGGACGGGGUCACCUUGGAUGAGAUGGGGGCUGAGUGUCAUGAUGGGGUCCUGCCUGUGCCUGCUUGGUUCUGCUGUGUCUGUCGCCAGAAGAUCAAUUCUGUGAGCAUAUGCACGGUGGAGAGUGUGCCCAGUUGUGUGUCCUGGUCUGUCCCACACCAGGCUAAAGCUCCCCCCAGUGAAGUUUUUUGUUUUUGAAUGACUCCAGCAACCAAAUGCCUCAUUAGCCUGCCACUGCGAGGAAUUAGGAAGGGAAACGCCCAUUUGUUCUCCUUGAUUUGUUUAUUUA